UGUUACCAAAGACAAGAAGAAGACACACGGAAGUGUCAAACAGCAUGAUGGUCUUUGGGCAUCCGAACAUCAUAUUUUAUACAUUCUCUGGCACGACGUUAAUUCAAACAUGUGACUCACAAACUAACAGUGUUCAUCUUCAGGUCAGAACCAGUCUGUGACCGUUUUGAUCAGCAUGGCGUCUGACAAACAGCAUUGCUCGUGCUGCUCCCAUCCUGUCUCCUCUCCUAGUGUUUACCAGACUCUGGAUGAAAUGGAUUUUGAACGAGGCAUCUGGUCUGCUGCAAAGGACAGUGACCUGGAGAGGGUUAAGUCGUUGGUCCAGAAGGGCACAGACAUCAACGUGAGGGACUCAUCUGGAUACACAGCUCUGCACUAUGCAAGUCGCAGUGGCCAUCUUGCUGUGUGCAAGUUUCUUCUAGAUAACGGUGCAUGUGCGUCUCCGCAGACACCAGGCGGUGCCACGCCGCUCCAUCGAUCAGCGUACUGCGGUCACUUGGAUGUGGUCAGACUCCUUCUGCACCAUCGGGCAAAUCCUACGCUCUGUGAUGACGACGGUGCAUCCCCUUUACACAAGGCUGCAGAACAGGGCCAUGAAGAGGUGUGUCGGCUGCUUGUUGAGAACUGUCCAGCACUUUGCAGCCAGAAGAACAAGAGGCUCCAGCUGUCCCACCAGCUGGCACAGCAGGGAGAUCUGCAGGAGCUCUUAAAACCACCGUGGUGACGGCGAACACACACUGCAUAUGGGGCAUGCUGUGUUUCUAAUAUCAGACAAAUGAAAUGAACUCAAAUUUACCAGGUGAGGUCCACAUGACUCAGGAUCACGUUGACCUGGAUUCACCAUAUUGGACUGAUUUUAUUUCUCGACUGAACAUCAGCAAAAACCACUGAGUGAAUCCGGGUGUGCACAACAUAACAUUUUCUAUAUUUAUACCACAGACAUCACCCUGUUUUUAAUUCAUGGUUUACUGCUUGUGUACAGUAUACACACCCAAAGCUGCCUGUAAAACCUGUCAAAUAACACCAGUUUCCACCGUCUGCUGCUGCUGCUGGAUUCUUGUCGAGUAGUAGUUAAAUAAAAUGUAUAACGAAGAGUAAGAUCUGAAGCCUGCCUUCAUGCUGAAGGAACACUAAUGUUAUUUAAUAUAAAGAUUUGACUUAG
Molecule: messenger RNA, 1162 nt
Organism: Hippoglossus stenolepis (Pacific halibut)
Lineage: Eukaryota; Metazoa; Chordata; Actinopteri; Pleuronectiformes; Pleuronectidae
Gene: ankrd39
Product: ankyrin repeat domain 39
Exons: 4
Coding region: 176-724 (182 amino acids)
Molecular function (GO): protein binding
Source: RefSeq, a predicted model, not a curated record